AUGUUUAUUCCACAAUGGCUGAAGUCCUUAUGCACAACGGCGUAUAAACAUUUAAUAACAUACAAUCAUUUUGAUUCUCAAUCGACAAAUCCAUUUUUUAUUCGUCGUGAAUUGUUAUCAACACGUCUAUAUCUUAUUCUACUCGUUAUUUCUGUUAGUAUUUUAACAACAUACACUUCAUUCACUGUCCGUAUUAAAGAUGAAUCGAUAAAAUCUCCAACUUAUUCUCAAUAUCAACAGCUUAACAGAAAAUACUCGAAUACAUUACAAUGUUUAUGUACAAACUUAUCUAUUGAAUAUGGAAAAUUUGUAAAAACUGAACCAUUAUUUCAUCAAGUUUGUUCAAGUGAUUUCAUAACACAACGAUGGAUUGAUUUCAUAUUUGCAGCAAAUAUAUUAUCACUUUGGCCCAUAGAUGUACGAACAAGUUUAAGUGCAAUGUGGCAAUUAAUUCAAUCAUUUUGUCAAAAUUCCUAUCAAACAAUAAUGAGUAUACUUGAUCAUUUUAAUAAAACUCUAUUAAUUAGUCCAAUUCUAUUCAAUGAAGAACUUUUAAAAGCAAAAGUUCAGAGUAUUCUUUUCUCACAACGUGAUAUAUCAACAGUUAAUCUUAUUCAAUCGAUAACAGUCAUUAAUCAAAUAACACAAGCAAAUCAAUUCCUGAGUACAUUAGGAACAAAUUAUAUUGCUGUAACACAUCAAUUCGGAUUAUCAAAACAACCUAAUUCAUAUAGAAAUAUAAGUCAAAUACAACUAUAUCUAUAUAUUGGAAGAUUUGCAAACUUAUAUAUACAAAAGAAUUCAAUAAUUCCUUGUUCAUGUCAAACUAAUGCUUCAUGUCCUCUUGAGGGUGAUAUUUAUUUGUAUAAUAUGUCAGAACAAUUUGGUAUUUAUAAUAUGAAUAGAAUCCAUUCGAAUGGAAGUUUAACUGGUGUAAUUAUUGAUUGUUUACCACUUCAAAUGACAUUUGCAUCAUCAUUGGAAUGUUUUUUUCAACAAUCAUGUUUAAAUUUUCUUCUUUCAACUUAUAAACAGAAAAUGAAUGUUUCUAUUCUAAAUGAAUCUCGUCCGAGUCGUUUUAAUCAAACAACAACAAUCCAGUCACUUCUCAAUGAACUUUUCAUUGAAGAACUACAAAAUGAAACAAAUUAUCAACAGUAUUAUUUAACAUGUUUACCAAAAAUUUGCAGUUAUUCAUAUAAUCAUCGAUUUGAUUGGACAUAUGUAUUAACAACAUUCAUUGGAUUGUGUGGUGGCAUUACUAAAGUAUUGAGUAUCAUUGCCUGGUAUUUUAUUGGUUUUAUUUUAUAUUUAUAUGAACGAUUUUUCUCAAAUACUGUACAGACAGUUAGAAGGAAUUCACAUGGAAAAUGUUUUAUACAGAUGAAAAAUAUUCUUUUAAAAUUCAAAACUAAACUAAUUAAUUUGAAUUUCUAUUCUAAACAUUCUCGAGAUCGUAUUCGUGUCUAUCAUGGUUGUUUAUCAACGCGAUUGUAUCUAUUGACAUUAAUUAUUUCGAUAUGUGUUAUUAUCAUUUAUUUAUUCAUGUUAGUUGAAACAGUAAAUGAAAAUAUUCCAAGUCCAUCUAUAAAAGAAUAUCAAAUGUUACACGAAGAAUAUUUCUCAACAUUAAAAUGUCCUUGUAGUCAAAUAUCGAUUGUCUAUAAUGAUUUUCUGAGAAUAGAAGUAAAAUAUCAUGAAAUUUGUUCAAGUGAUUUUAUUCAACCAUGGUGGUAUAAUAGGUUUCCUGCUCGUAAUAGCUCAGAUACAAAUUUGGAUUUUUUUCAAUUUGCCUCAUCAUUUUUUCAUGCAUUAGCAGCGCUUUGUGAAUUAACAAAUGAAACAAUUCAAUAUGAAAUAAAACGAUUCUUGUCAACAACAUUUGUCAACGCCGAUGUUUUAUCAAAUGAUUCAUUCCGUACACAAAUAAACUCGCUUACAAACUCAUUUAUUCAACUAACACAAAUUCAGUUUAGUUAUCGAAUAUUUUUAACUCAAACAUUAUUGCAUAGUAAUCAAUAUAUGAGCAAUACGGGGAGAGGCGUUGAUCUUCGAAUGUUACUAGAGUUCACUGAUAAUCUAUAUUAUGUAUAUGUAAUUACAGAACCUUUAUACAAGUAUGCAGUUUUAACAUCGUUCUAUGAUGGUCACUGGUUAAUGAAUGAUCCUCCCUCACCUCUGAAUUCUACGUUACCUAGUCGAUAUUCUCUUACAACACCAAUGGAAACAAUUUUCAAUGAAAUGAUGGUUGAAGAAUGGAAUAUAACUUUCUCCUACGAUAGUUAUUUUCAAGAAUGUCAACCUUCAUCUUGUUCAUUCACUUAUGAAAAGNUUGUUAUUCGUCGUGAAUUGUUAUCAACACGUCUAUAUCUUAUUCUACUCGUUAUUUCUGUUAGUAUUUUAACAAUAUACACCUCAUUCACUGUCCGUAUUAAAGAUGAAUCGAUAAAAACUCCAACUUAUUCUCAAUAUCAACAGCUUUACAAAAAGUACUCGAAUACAUUACAAUGUUCAUGUACAAACUUAUCUAUUGAAUAUGGAAAAUUUGUAAAAACUGAACCAUUAUUUCAUCAAGUUUGCUCAAGUGAUUUCAUAACACAACGAUGGAUUGAUUUCAUAUUUGCAGCAAAUAUAUUAUCACUUUGGCCCAUAGAUGUACGAACAAGUUUAAGUGCAAUGUGGCAAUUAAUUCAUUCGUUUUGUCAAAAUUCCUAUCAAACAAUAAUGAGUAUACUUGAUCAUUUUAAUAAAACUCUAUUAGUUAGUCCAAUUCUAUUCAAUGAAGAACUUUUAAAAGAAAAAGUUCAGAGUGUUCUUUUAUCCCAACGUGAUAUAUCAACAGUUAAUCUUAUUCAAUCGAUAACAAUGAUUAAUCAAAUAACACAAGCAAAUCAACUCAUAAGUGCAUUAGGAACAAAUUAUAUUGCUGUAACACAUCAAUUCGGAUUAUCAAAACAACCUAAUUCAUAUAGAAAUAUAAGUCAAGUACAACUAUAUCUAUAUAUUGGACGGUUUACAAACGUAUAUAUACAAAAGAAUUCAAUAGUUCCUUGUUCAUGUCAAACUAAUGCUUCAUGUCCUCUUGAGGGUGAUAUUUAUUUGUAUGAUAUGUCAGAACAAUUUGGUAUUUAUAAUAUGAAUAGAAUCCAUUCGAAUGGAAGUUUAACUGGCGUAACUAUUGAUUGUUUACCACUUCAAAUGACAUUUGUAGCAUCAUUGGAAUGUUUUUUUCAACAAUCAUGUUUAAAUUUUCUUCGUUCAACUUAUAAACAGAAAAUGAAUGUUUCUAUUCUAAAUGAAUCUCGUCCGAGUCGUUUUAGUCAAACAACAACAAUCCAAUCACUUCUCAAUGAACUUUUCAUUGAAGAACUACGAAAUGAAACAAAUUAUCAACAGUAUUAUUUAACAUGUUUACCAAAGAUUUGUAAUUAUUCAUAUAAUCAUCGAUUUGAUUGGGUAUAUGUAUUAACAACAUUCAUUGGAUUGUGUGGCGGCAUUACUAAAAUAUGUGUUAUUAUCAUUUAUUCAUUGAUGUUAGUUGAAACAGUGAAUGAAAAUAUUACAAGUCCAUCUAUACAAGAAUAUCAAAUGUUACACGAACAGCAUUUCUCAACAUUAAAAUGUCCUUGUAGUCAAAUGUCGAUUCUCUAUGAUGAUUUUCUUAGAAUAGAAGUAAAAUAUCAUCAAAUUUGUUCAAGUGAUUUUAUUCAACCAUGGUGGUAUAAUAGCUUUCCUGCUCGUAAUAGCUCAGAUACAAAUUUGGAUCUUUUUCAAUUUGCUUCAUCAUUUUUUCAUGCAUUAGCAACGCUUUGUGAAUUAACAAAUGAAACAAUUCAAUAUGAAAUAAAACGGUUCUUGUCAAGAACAUUUGUCAACGCAGAUGUUUUAUCAAAUGAUUCAUUCCGUACACAAAUAAACUCGCUUACAAACUCAUUUAUUCAACUAACACAAAUUCAGUUUAGUUAUCGAAUGUUUUUAACUAAAACAUUAUUGCAUAGUAAUCAAUAUAUGAGCAAUAUGGGGAGAGGCGUUGAUCUUCGAAUGUUACUAGGGUUCACUAAUCAUCAAUAUUAUGUAUAUGUAGUUACAAGACCUUUAGAUGACGUUAGCAAGAAUGAAACUCACUGUUAUUGUGUACUCGAUUCAACAUGUAGUUACGAAAAUAAAGCAUUUAGUAUGCAGGUAGGCUGCACUGUCAUGGAUUCUGUCUUGAAGUCAUCUCUAAUAUGUUGGUUUAAUGCAAGUUGUAUUGAUCUAGUUUUAACCUCGUUCUAUCAAGGUCACUGGCUAAGAGAUGAUCCUCCCUCACCUCUGAAUUCAACGUUACCUAGUCGAUAUUCUUGUACAACACCAAUGGAAACAAUUUUCAAUGAAAUGAUGGUUGAAGAAUGGAAUAUAACUUUCUCCUACGAUAGUUAUUUUCAAGAAUGUCAACCUUCAUCUUGUUCAUUCACUUAUGAAAAGAAAACGGAUUUUGUAUAUCUGAUUACUAUCAUCAUUAGUCUUUUCGGUGGAAUUCAUACUAUUCUUCUAUUAAUAUCACCAUUUAUUAUCAAGUUCGUUUUGGGAUUAAUUGAAAAGAUAAAAAAUUAUAAUUUACCAUCGAUGUCGAAUAAUCUAGAAAAUCAUCGAUUCUUUGUUAAAAUCUUGAUUUUCAUCAAUCGAUUUUUCGAUAAGAUAUUAAUGUUGAACGUUUUUGAUAGUGAAUCAAACAAUCUUGAAACUAUACAUCGUGAACGAGUAAUUACAAGAUGUUAUUUAUUAACUUUAUUUCUUUUAUUGUAUAUCAUAACUAUCUAUUCAAUCAUUUCCAAUGGAACUAUCAGUAUAUCAUUACCGAAUCCAUCUGAAAAUGAUUAUGAAACAUUAACAAUAUGGCAUUCAGAAACCCUUGAAUGUCCUUGCCAUAAAAUCGCUAUUGAAUAUAAACAUUUCGUCGACAUUAGCAUAACAUCACAUCAAAUUUGUUCAAGUGAUUUUAUUGGCACAGAAUGGCGUGAUUAUCUAUUCCUUUAUCCAGAUUGGUCUGAUUAUAACAGUGCUGAUAUUCGUUCACGUGGUAGUAUCUAUUUCUUGUUUCUUUCAACUUUAUGUCAACUCUCUCAAACAACAAUAAAUAAUGCUAUUAAUGCAUUUCUUAAUGAAACAUUUAUCAGUACUCAAAUCAUAUCAAACUCGGAGUUUCGACUUCGAAUGAAUACAAGUCUUUCUCAACUUCAGAAAUUAACGGCAGCAAAAUUCGCGCAAAGUUUAAAUUUAUUACGUGAUGUUAUGAAUGGUAAUACUCUCGUAUCAUCCUACUUUCUCAACUGGUAUUGGUGGAUUGAUUUUAACAGAACAUAUACAACAAUUCCAAUUAGUCCAGUGGUAAUGAAAGAUGGAUGUUCUUGUGGAACACGAAGUGAUUGCAUUAAAUCAGGAGGAAUAUAUUAUGAACGUAGUGAUCAACAAAUGUUUGCAAUUCCCGGAUGGAAUGUUGGAUGUUCAGUUGUUGAAACAGUUUUACGAUCAACAUUAGAAUGUUUUUACGAUCAAAUAUGUAUUGAUUCAUUAUUUUCUGCAGCGAUAACUGAUGAACCAGCUCUUUAUUAUCACAUGAAUAUAUCAGCGAUGCAUUAUAAUUCAAAUAAAAGUCGAUUUAGAAAAGAUUCAUUUAUUCAAAAUUUAAUAGAUGAAUUAUUUGUUGAAAAAUGGAAUAUUAAAACAUAUUAUUCAUCAUUUUAUAAUGCAUGUGAUCCCAUUUAUUGUUCAUAUACUAUUCAAAAAGAUGAUUAUUAUAUGUAUAGUGCAUCGAGAGUACUUGGUUUAUAUGGAGGACUAACAGUUAUAUUACGAAGCACCAGNAGUGAUAAACCGAAGGAUAAUAAACUAUGGACAAUCGAGCGUUUUGUUGAUGAAGUUGAACAAGUUAGGAAAGCACUUGGUCUAAAUCAAGACAAUUUCUACUUGCUUGGUCAUAGUUGGGGUGGAAUAUUAGCAUUGGAAUACGCAUUGAUUUAUCAAAAGAAUUUGAAAGGUUUAAUCAUUAGUAAUAUGAUGUGCAGUGCACUGGAUUAUGCGACGUAUGCUGAAAAUGUUUUAAGUAAAAGCAUCGAUCCGGAAGUUUUAAAAGAAAUUAAAGAAAUAGAGGCAAACAAAGAUUAUGAAAAUCCAAGAUAUAUGGAAUUAUUAAUACCAAAUUUUUAUAGUAAAUACGUUUGUCGAUUAGAAAAUUGGCCUGAAACAAUACAUCGUGCUUUUUCACAUUUCAAUAACGAUAUUUAUAUUCUAAUGCAAGGUCCAUCAGAAUUUGGUAUUUCAGGUUUAUUGGAAAAUUGGAAUCGUAGAGAUGAUUUAUCCAAAAUUGAAACUCCAACAUUGAUGAUCGGUGCAACAUUCGACACUAUGGAUCCCGAACAUAUGAAAUGGAUGGCAACACAAGUUCAACAUGGUUCCGUUUUAAUCUGUCCAUAUGGUAGUCAUUGUUCAAUGUGGGACGAUGAAGAACAUUAUUUUCGUGGACUUAUUCGCUUUUUAAAAGGUGUAGAUCAAGGUGAAAAAGUUGAAGCUAUUCUAAACCAAAAGAUAAAUACAAAUGUUCUUAUCUUGACAUACACACACACAUUGAAUGAUGAUUUUUCACCAAAACGUUGGUUUUUUCCAUUUAUUUUCGGUGUCGUCAUUUUUAUUUGUUUAAGCCAUAAAAAGCAGAAUGUUGGUUUUUCCCGUUCUGCUGCUAGCUCACAACUACCACCACUAUAUGGCGUUGAAUUCGUCCAUUACCGUCGACACGGUGGAUACUAUACGUAUACGAUCAAAAUGCCGUGUUUCCAUCGAUUUCGACAACGCUGA
Adineta ricciae is the source of this 6831-nucleotide messenger RNA. The record is from the annotation of a GenBank genome assembly. Lineage: Eukaryota; Metazoa; Rotifera; Eurotatoria; Adinetida; Adinetidae.